Molecule: messenger RNA, 1954 nt
Organism: Neltuma alba
Lineage: Eukaryota; Viridiplantae; Streptophyta; Magnoliopsida; Fabales; Fabaceae
Exons: 5
Coding region: 454-1731 (425 amino acids)
Source: RefSeq, a predicted model, not a curated record
AUACAGCUUUCCAUUUGUAUCUCAUUUUACCCAAAAUGUACAGAAGAGGCAUCCAAUUAAUCGAACACCUUGUCUGAAAUUUUGGAGACAGGCGGAUUUGUUUCCACGUGGAUCCCUAGUACCCUCAUCCUGUAAUUUCAUUCAACGAAGCACUUGUCUCUAUCAUAUUGAUUUCAUCUUCCCCUGUUCACACCGACAAUCUUCCAGAUUCAUCAUAUGCGUCAUGCCUUACAGCACAAAAAAAGCUCUUCGUCCGUUGUGGAAUUGUUCAUCACGCAACGUAACGCAACAUGAUUGAAAAUUAAAGUGUCGUGCAGCUGUCAGCUGCCUUACCUGUGUGUGCCUAUAUAUAUAGAUAUAAUUUGUGUAGUGUAAGUGCAACUCCAAUUUCUUAGUUUCUUGCAAAUUCAGAUCAGUCACUCUUCUAGUCCUUCCUCUGCAGUGAGAAACAACAUGCGACUUUCGCAAGCUUAUAUAUUUUUAUCAGCAAUACUAUUGCUCUUAUCACUGUCUCAUGCUUUAUGGAAGAAGGAAAGUAAUGUCAAGGAAGCCGUUUUUCUUUCCCCCAAGUUUGAAUUAGAACCAGGAUCAGUUCAAAAUAGCUAUUACUAUGAUAUAGGCUUCCCAAGAGGCCAUAUCGCAAUAAAGAGUUUCAAUGGUGAAGUGGUUGAUGAAAAAGGCAAUUCUGUCCCUCUUCAUGAAACUUAUCUCCAUCAUUGGCUUGUUGUUAGAUACCAUCAACGUAAAGAGGUGACAAACACAGGUAAUAAUGAGUCAGAUUCAGAUCAAGUGAUUGUAGGAAAUAGCGGCUUAUGUCCUGCAGGUACUCUUGGACAGUAUUUUGGUAUUGGAUCCGAAACACGCGGCACAAAUACUGAUAUACCAGAACCUUUUGUGAUAGAAGUAGGCAAUCCUGCAGAAAUUCCAAAUGGGUAUGAGGAGAAAUGGAUGCUUAAUGUCCAUGCCAUCGAUACCAGAGGUGUUGAAGAUAGGUUGGGGUGCAUUGAGUGCAAAUGUGAUCUUUAUAACAUCACAAAGGAUGAAUAUGGCCGGCCUUUGAGGCCCGAUUAUAUAGGCGGUUUGCUGUGUUGUUAUCAUAAUACUCAGUGCAGGGUAAAGAAAGGCCUUCAGCUACCAAGGAGAAGCCUCUACUUAAGAUAUACAAUUAAGUGGGUUGACUGGAGUGAUUUCAUGGUGCCUGUUAAGAUUUAUAUACUUGACGUGACCGACACUUUGCAAGCACCACAUGGUUCUAAAGCCUUGGGUACAAAACAUAAUUGCAAGGUUGAAUAUGAUGUUGAGUCUUGCAGCAAUAGCCAUAAGGAUAAGAGUGAAUGCAUUGAUGUCAAAAGAACAAGCCUCCCUAUGCCAAGAGGUGGCUAUGUCAUUUAUGGUGUGGCUCAUCAACAUGCGGGUGGAAUUGGUUCAACUCUGUAUGGACAGGAUGGAAGGGUUAUAUGUUCUUCAACACCAAGCUAUGGAACCGGGAAGGAGGCAGGGAAUGAAGAAGGCUACAUUGUAGGAAUGAGCACUUGUUAUCCUCAACCUGGUUCGGUCAAGAUAAUUGAUGGAGAAACCUUAACUCUGGAAUCCAACUACAGUCGUGGCAGCCGUCCGCAUACUGGAGUUAUGGGGCUCUUCUAUCUCUUGGUGUCAGAACAGCUGCCAGACCAACUUCCUAAGCAUUCUUCUCGUGCUUCAUUAUUUGAAAAUAUAGACAAAAUAUUUUAGAUAGUAAGUGGAGUCUCCUUUACAUACAUACAUACAUACAUACAUAUAUAUAUAUAUAUAUAUCAUUGUCUAGUCUGGUGAGAACUUCUACUUUGCUCUUAUCUUGAAAAAUAAUGUAGUGGAUGUAUUGUUCUAUGUGGGGUGUGUGUGUAAUGUGUGUAAUGAGAGUAAAUGGGCAAGUAUACUUUGUUCCACACUUUGUAUUUUUCCCCUACGUCUUUUG